Messenger RNA from Anneissia japonica, 3659 nucleotides. RefSeq names its product aldehyde dehydrogenase family 16 member A1-like. The record is from RefSeq and is a predicted model, not a curated record. Gene Ontology annotation, molecular function: oxidoreductase activity, acting on the aldehyde or oxo group of donors, NAD or NADP as acceptor. Bases 16 to 2322 code for a protein of 768 amino acids. Lineage: Eukaryota; Metazoa; Echinodermata; Crinoidea; Comatulida; Comatulidae. The transcript is spliced from 11 exons.
AACUAUUUUGACAACAUGGCAGCAAGCGGUACACAUGCGUCAACAACAUCAUCUCCUGCAAGACCUGGCUCCGUUGCAGGAAUCUUUGAAAGUAUGAGCUAUGGACCAGCUCCGGAAGCUGAAGGUGCUGCUCAGGCAUGGAUGGAAAAGCAUAAGAAAAGCUUUGGUCAUUUCAUUGGCAAUAAGUGGGUGAAGCCAGCCGGCCGGAAGACUUACACUUCAAAAUCGCCUGCCACUGGGGAAGUCCUUACAGAAACAAUUCAGGGAGAGGAGGAAGAUAUAGAGCUUGCUGUGACGGCUGCUCGCAAAGCUUUUGAAUCUUGGAGCACGUUGUCAUGUGAUGUACGAGCACGAUACCUCUACAGUGUUGCAAGACAUGUACAAAAACACCACAGGUUACUCAGCGUAGUUGAAUCUCUCGACAACGGCAAGUCCAUCAGGGAAACCCGAGACUGUGAUAUUCCGUUAGUUGUGCGUCAUUUUUAUCAUCAUGCAGGAUGGGCAGAAUUGAUGGAUUCAGAAAUGAGCAACUGGAAACCUGUAGGCGUUGUCGGUGCUAUUGUUCCAUGGAAUUUUCCUCUGAUGUUGCUGACAUGGAAAGUGUGCCCGGCUCUUGCAAUGGGAAACACCGUGGUGCUGAAGCCUGCAACCUAUACACGUCUCAGUGCCUUGCUCUUUGCUGAGAUAUGUGCCGAGGCUGGCCUUCCACCAGGAGUCUUCAACGUAGUUACUGGCAAUGGGGCAUUUGGCAGUAAGCUAGCCCUUCAUCCAAAGGUCGAUAAAGUAGGCUUCACUGGUUCUACACAGGUUGGACAGAUAUUGAGGCGAUUGACUGCCGGCUCAGGCAAGAAAUUAUCCCUGGAACUUGGGGGUAAGUCUCCAGUUGUGGUGUUUGAUUCCGCAGAUCUUGACAGCACAGUGGAAGGCAUUGUCGAUGCUAUUGUAUAUAUAUCUGUGCAGGUGUGCAGUGCUGGGUCUCGCCUCCUUGUGCAAGAGACAGUCAUAGAGGAGCUUGUUGACAAAUUGAAAGCAAGAAUGAAGCACCUCAGGCUAGGCCACUCAUUGGACAAAGCUAUUGACAUGGGACCUAUUGUUGACCCUUCUCAGAAGAAGUCUAUCAGUGAUUAUGUUGAAGCAGCCAGGAAGGAAGGUGCAGAGGUUUACCAGGUGCCUGGGUGUUUGCCCAAUGGAGGUUGUUACUACCCUCCCACUCUUAUCACCAAAGUUCAAACGUCAUCCACUGUUGUCAUGGAAGAGAUAUUUGGUCCUGUACUUGUUGUAUUGCCAUUCAGAACUGCCAAGGAGGCUAUCGCCAUGGGCAACAACACAAAUUAUGGACUGGCAGCCAGUGUUUGGACUGAGAAUAUUUCCUUGGCAAUGGAAGUGGCACUUAGCCUCAAAGCAGGAGCUGUUUGGAUUAAUUCACAUAACAUGUUUGAUGCUGCGGCUGGAUUUGGAGGUUAUAAGCAUAGUGGAUAUGGCAGAGAUGGUGGAAAAGAGGUCAAUUAUCCUGUUUUGGUCACUGAUGCUUGCUUUGGCAUGGCAAGCCCAAUAUACAUUAUGAAGGAGGAAGGGUCUGACACACAUUGUAGUAACUCACAACUUUCACAUCGCUGCAAACUUUUUUUUAGGUGGGGAAAACGAGCUGCACACAACAGGGCUCAGAUUGUCUACUACAUGGCUGAGAACCUAGAAUUGAGACGGGACGAGGUUUCAAAGAGAAUGGCAAAUGCAACAGGUAGGACUCAAGAGGAGACUCUACAGGAGGUGGACUUGGCCAUUAGGAGGUUGUUUUACUGGGGAGCAUAUGCUGACAAGUAUGGUGGUACAGUUCAAGAAACCCUGCUUUAUGGUGCCACAGUCAAGAUCCAUGAACCUAUGGGAGUGAUAGGUAUUGCAUGUCCAGAUCAAUACCCCCUCCUAUCAUUUGUGUCCCUGUUUGCCCCAGCAGUCGUGAGGGGUAACACGGUUGUCGUCAUACCCAGUGAAAAAUAUCCCAUAGCGGCCUUAGAUUUCUAUCAGGUUUUUGAAACAUCGGAUCUACCAGCUGGUGUGGUAAACAUCGUAACAGGCGAUCAUUCCCACCUCACAAAAUACCUUGCAGAGCAUCAAGACAUCCAGGCCAUGUGGUACUUUGGCACGACCUUCGGCUCCAAGUAUGUGGAACACAUCUCCGCCGAGAAUCUGAAGCGUACGUGGGUUGACUACGGUGUGGCCCGGGACUGGACUAACAAAGAACAAGGGCAGGGGGAGGAGUUUUUGUACCAGUGUACUCAGGUGAAGAACGUUUGGAUACCAAUGGGAGAGACAUUUGCCAAUUAGUUCUUUGAUAACUAAUUCUUUGUAGCAAUAAUUAUGGAUUUUUAUUGGUCAAGUGGAUUUUUUGUUUAAACAAAUUUUAUGUGUCAUUUUAGUUGUCCUGAAAAACAAAACCACUGUCCCAGGUGCCAAAAUCAAUUAUGUAUUCAAUAAUAUAUAAAUAUUCUUUUAACUGAUAAGAAUUAUGGGUCAUUGAGGUGGUGCUAUUUAAUAGACCUUAAUUCUGUGAAUUUUUAAAGAUUUUUAUUUGUUUUUCUUUUAAAUUCAUUUGAGCUAAUUUAAUUUUAAUUUUUAAAUUUACUGGGAGAGAUUUGCUGUGAAUUACUUUCAGUAUUAUACCCAAAUUGAAUUCAUGAAAAACUACAUUGAUUUAUUACAGUAAUAACUUUUAAAUUAGGAACUAUUACCAAAGAAAACUAUUAUCUUGAGCAUUUUGAGCUCCAGUUGGCGCUAUAGCUGAUGACGCUUUUGGCCAUAUAAAUACUUGCUCUUCACUAACCAAAGCAUUGUGAUAGUUCUUACGUUUCAACUAAUUAAGCUUGAAAAGAUUUUUAAUUCCAAGCCGCAAUGGCAAUACCCCCACCAUUUGUGGCAUGCCCCACGAUUCCACAGUUAUUUUCUCCUCGCUUAAACCUGAUUAGAAUUUAACAUUUGUUUGGUUUUUAAAAAAAUUUUAUUUUCAUUAAUAUUGUUUACUUUUUGUGGUUUUGUUAUGAGAAAUAAAUUGUUAAUAUUUUAAAGCACAGAUAAUCAAUUAUUCCAUUAUGUUAUGUUUAGGACUGUUUUUUUAUGUUUUCUUCCAACAUUAGUUGUAAAACACCUGCACAUUCAGGGUUUGAAAAAUAUUGAAAUAAACCAAAAUUACAUUUAAUAGCCUUUAUUGUACAUUUAUGGUUUAAGCUGAAAUGCUAUAUAAAUAUCAAAUUUCAAUAAAAAUAUUCCAGAAACUAGUAUUCCAGUUUGUUAUGUUCUUUAUUGCAAUAUUGUAUAUUACUUUUUAACUGCAAUAAAUGCUCAGAUAUUUCAAAGGAAAUUAAGAACGCUAAAUAUUACAACAGUAUAUUAGCAUUUUUAAAAUCAACAUGUAUGGUACAGUGGACAUUGCAUGAUUUAAAAAGCUGAAAUUAAUAGGUUGUAACUAAUAACACAGUGUUUAAUGCUUCAUUGUAAAGUGGACAAUGUAUUGAGAAAUGUUUCAACAACUUUUUUAACAUAGCAAUUGCCGGAUUGAUUGACAGGGGUCUCAAGAAAUAAUUUAAUUUUGUUUUGCUGCUUGUGCUGAUACUAAUCGAAACAGAAUUCUGUUUGACAAUUGAUAAUAAAGGGGUAAUACAAUAGUA